Messenger RNA from Chanos chanos (milkfish), 1004 nucleotides. It is a transcript of the gene hddc2, whose product is annotated as HD domain containing 2. The record is from RefSeq and is a predicted model, not a curated record. Gene Ontology annotation, molecular function: 5'-deoxynucleotidase activity. NCBI's taxonomy places the organism in Eukaryota, Metazoa, Chordata, Actinopteri, Gonorynchiformes, Chanidae. The transcript has 6 exons. Gene Ontology annotation, cellular component: cytoplasm. Bases 20 to 631 code for a protein of 203 amino acids.
GAGCCAGAUUUGACCCGGCAUGGACAACAUGUUGAAGUUUAUGAAACUAGUCGGGCAGCUGAAACGCGUGCCGCGAACGGGAUGGGUGUAUAGAAACGUGAAGCAUCCGGAGAGUGUGUCCGACCACAUGUACAGAAUGUCUGUAAUGGCAUUAACUAUACAGGACUCGAGUAUAAACAAAGAGAGAUGCAUGAAACUGGCAGUAGUUCAUGACUUGGCUGAGUGCAUUGUGGGAGAUAUAGCUCCUGCAGACAAUGUCAGCAAAGCAGAGAAACACAGAAGGGAAAAGGAGGCGAUGAUGCACAUCACUGGUCUUCUCAGUGAGGGUCUGAAGAAAGAGCUUUAUGAGUUAUGGGAAGAGUAUGAAACCCAGUCCAGUCCUGAAGCCAAACUGGUGAAAGAAUUUGACCAACUGGAGAUGAUCCUGCAGGCCCAUGAAUAUGAGGAGCUGGAGGGAAGACCAGGGAGGCUCCAGGAGUUCUUCUCCUCCACUGAAGGUAAGUUCCAUCACCCCGAGGUGCUGCAGUUAGUGAGGAGUCUAAAUGAGGAGAGAGCUCAGCAGAUGGCAGCGGUGCGGCAGCCUAACUCUGAGAACAACACAGACCAAAUGUCAGGACCAGGACCUUCAUGAUCCCAGUGGAUCCACCUCUCAGCCAGAACCUAUAAACCCAGCAGUAUUUGUUAAGUCAUGAUGUCUGUGUUAUCUUUUAUAGUUUUAGAACAUUUCGUAAAACCACUCUCUGUUCACUUAAAGGUCUCAGUGUGUUUACCUCACUCUCUGUUAACUUAAAAGUCUUAGUGUGUUUUCCUCAUUGUGUUUUAGUGGGACUCUUGUUCAGGGUGACCUCCUUAGCCAUAACGGUUUUUUUGACAGUUUACAGAAGUGAUUCUGGGCUUGUACAGUUCAGUGCCAACAGCGAAUUACACCCAGACAUUACUGUCAUAAGAAAAAGCUGAAUCAGCAUUCACUUCUGGUUAAGACUGUUUUUUUUUUUUUUUUAGUA